UCUCCUUCCCAUAUCCACAGUUCAGAUAAAUAUCAGCGAGAAACAGAGGAGCAUCCAACAUCAAACGCCUUUAAAACAGAGGAUAUCAGACACAAGACAUCAACCCAAACCCACCCCGCCUGGCCACACGGAAACACAGAGGACUCCUUCCGUUCCAUAACACUCUCACAGCUCUCGGCCCUUCGCCUAUGCUCCCCAACUCCUAUAUCUCCUCCCGCCUCGCUCGCUCGCUCUCUCAACAGGGGAGGCUCCCUUGUUCUUCCCUUCUCUCCUAAAAAGAUCGAACUUGUCCGACGUCGGCCCGACCUUGUCCGGCCUCACCAUAUCCAUCGCUGACACCCGGCCCUUCUCCUAAACCCCACUCUCUCUCCCCUUUCCCUGCUACCGAUCUAUCCAUAAGAAGACACCUUCUUUCCUCCAACCAUGAAGAAAUUUAGAGGUUUUAGGCUGCGAAGAAGGCUAGUGCGAAUUUGGAGAUGGGCCUUUAGGAGACGCUCUUGCAAAGGUUACCUUCGCCUCGCCCCCACCACUCCUCCUCCGUCAUCCCAACUCCAACUUCACCGCAUAAAGGCCGCACCUUUGACGACGAAGCUCCGCCAGUGGGGCCGCUGCCUUGCCCGCGGGCUCGGCAGCGGAGGAGAUGUUGCCCGGACGGAACGGGAAGCGGCGGCGAUGCAGCUGCUAGAGGGCGGCGGAGGAAGGGAGUCUCCACCGCCAUCGACGCCGAAAGGGCACCUAGCCGUGUACGUGAGCGGCGGGAGGAAGGGGGAGGAGGCAGUUUCGCCGCGGCGAUUCGUGGUGCCCGUGAUCGACUUCAACCACCCGCUCUUCGUGGAGUUGUUGAGGGAGGCGGAGGAGGAGUUCGGGUUCCACCACCCCGGUGGCAUCACCAUCCCCUGUCCCGUCUCCCGGUUCGAGCGCGUCCGGAACCGUAUCGCUGCCGAGCCCGCCCGGAAGGGGAUAAGGGGAGAGCCGUCCUGAGCCGCCACAUAGAUCUUGGAUAUGGCGACCUUGCUGAUGCCAUUUUGAUGGGCUACUUUUUCUCUUUUAUUUCCCCAUAAAAUAAACUACUUUGCUCACGUAGAUGUGAUGAUUAGUGACAUUUCCAAGAACGGAUCUCCUCGUUGGUGUGCCUUUAGAUUUUAGCUGUUGAAAAAUUUAUGUUCCAAUUUAUGAAAAAAUCAUUUUAUAAUGAAAAUAUGAGAGACUCUUGGAAAAUUAUUAUGUCACUAGAAAAGGGAAAAAAAACUUUCUACAUGUUAUUAUAAUGCCAAUAAAAAUUACCACAUACAUGUAGGGGUGGCAAGUUAAUCCACUCCCUCAAGUAUUUAACCUACCCCGAUCCUCGUGGAGCAACAUUAUCUGACCUGUAGUAGUUUCAGCAUAGGUGCAAGCAAUAGUAAAAUCGUCCCAAAUCUAACUCGGAUAUAUAUAUAUAUAUAUAACCCUUCACAAAUUUCUUCCUCAUCUUUUAUCCUAGUUGCUCCACUUGCGAGAAAGAUUGAACAUAUGAAAGGUUCUAUAUCAUGAUGUUUUGUUUUUCUUUUUUUAGUUGAUUUCUUUUUUUAGUUUAAGAGGUAUUU
This is a messenger RNA of Phoenix dactylifera (date palm), 1583 nucleotides long. RefSeq names its product auxin-responsive protein SAUR36-like. Gene Ontology annotation, biological process: response to auxin. The record is from RefSeq and is a predicted model, not a curated record. NCBI's taxonomy places the organism in Eukaryota, Viridiplantae, Streptophyta, Magnoliopsida, Arecales, Arecaceae.